Onychostruthus taczanowskii (white-rumped snowfinch) is the source of this 2196-nucleotide messenger RNA. Its product is annotated as solute carrier family 12 member 7-like. Gene Ontology annotation, molecular function: potassium:chloride symporter activity. Gene Ontology annotation, cellular component: membrane. Gene Ontology annotation, biological process: chemical synaptic transmission; cell volume homeostasis; chloride transmembrane transport. The record is from RefSeq and is a predicted model, not a curated record. The transcript has 18 exons. NCBI's taxonomy places the organism in Eukaryota, Metazoa, Chordata, Aves, Passeriformes, Passeridae. Bases 1 to 2196 code for a protein of 731 amino acids.
AUGGCGGUGCCGGGGGCGUGGCCGGCGCGGGGGGCGGAGCCCUCGGACAGCAGCCCCGAGCCCCCCUCCCCCUCCAGCUCCCGGCCCCCCCUGUCCGACUCCAGCCCCUCCCCCACCGAGACCACGCCCACCCCGCGGGGGCGGGGCCCGGGGGGCGGGGCCAGAGCUCGCCCCGCCCCUCCCAACCCUGGCGGGGUGGGGGGGGAGCGGCCCCUGGCGCUGUUUGAGGAGGAGCUGGCCACGCGUCCCCGCGUGCCGGCGCUGCUGCGCAGGAUGGCCCCGUACAGCGCGCUGAGCCCUGACAGCGACUGCGCCGGCCCGCGCCGCGCCCUGGGGACGCUGCAGGGCGUGGUGGCGCCGUCGCUGCAGUCGCUGCUGGGGCUGCUGCUGCUGCUGCGCCUGCCCUGGGUCGUGGGACACGGCGGCGUCCUGGGGACAGCGGCCAUCGGGCUGCUCCUGGGGGCCUGCAUGCUGCUGACCGCCGUGUCGCUCAGCGCCGUGGCCACCAACGGGCUGGACCCCGGGGGCGGGGCGCUGUCGCUGCUGUCGGGGGCGCUGGGCCCCGAGGCCGGGGGGGCCGUGGGGGUCUGCGGCUUCCUGAGCGCCGCCUUCACCUGCGCGGCCGCGGCGCUGGGCGGGGCCGAGCUGCUGCUGGUGUACCUGCUCCCCGGCUGGGCGGUGCUUCCGGGGCGUGGCCGCUGGGGCCGCCUCAACAACGGGCGUGGCUACGGGGCGGGGCUUCUGGCGCUGCUGGGGGCGGGGUCUCUGGCCCCGCCCCGCGUGCGCGCUCUGGCCGCGCCCCUGGGCCCCGCGGGGCUGCUGCUGGCGCUGCUGGCGCUGCAGGCGGGGUCCCUGCGCCACGCCCUGCUCCGCGACCCCGCCCACGCGCUGUGCCUCCCCCCCCGGCCCGGGGACCCCCUCCUGCCCUGCGCCCCCCCCGCGCCCCCCAACGCCUCCCGCGGUCCUCCCAGCCAGCAGGGGGCGCUGCCCGCCCUGCCCGGGCCCAGCGCGCGCCUCCUGGCACGGAACCUGUGGCCCCGCCCCCAGGAGGCGGGGCUGGGGGCGGGGCCUGAGCAGGAGGAGGGCGGGGCCGACGCCUCCUUCGGAGCCCUGCUGGGGCUGAGCCUGCCCUCGGCCGCGGCCGCUGCUCCGAGCUCGGGGACGUCGCGCGCUCGGUUCGGUGUCACCCUGGGCGGUGUCCCCGUGCUGGCCGCUGUCGCCUGGCCCUGGUGGCUGCCGCUGCUGGGGGCGGGGCUGUCGGCGGGGGGCGCGGGGCUGCAGGCGCUGCUCGGGGGGUCCCGCCUGCUGCGGGCCCUGGCGCGGACACGGGCGCUGCCGCUGCCGCGCGUGUCCCCAAGGGUCCCCGAUGUUCCCAAGGGGUCCCGGUUCGGUGUCACCCUGGGCGGUGUCCCCGUGCUGGCCGCUGUCGCCUGGCCCUGGUGGCUGCCGCUGCUGGGGGCGGGGCUGUCGGCGGGGGGCGCGGGGCUGCAGGCGCUGCUCGGGGGGUCCCGCCUGCUGCGGGCCCUGGCGCGGACACGGGCGCUGCCGCUGCCGCGCGCGCUGUCGCGGGGCCGGCGCUGGCCCCUGGCGGUGACGGUGCUGACGGCGGCCCUGGGGGUGCUGCUGGGCUCGCUGGACCUGCUGGCCCCGGUGCUCUCCGUGUUGUGCCUGACGUCAUACCUGGGGCUGAACCUGGCGUGCGCCCUGCAGGGGCUGCUGCCCACGGCCGGCUGGAGCCCGCGCUGCCCGCUCUACCACUGGUCAGCGCUGUCGCGGGGCCGGCGCUGGCCCCUGGCGGUGACGGUGCUGACGGCGGCCCUGGGGGUGCUGCUGGGCUCGCUGGACCUGCUGGCCCCGGUGCUCUCCGUGUUGUGCCUGACGUCAUACCUGGGGCUGAACCUGGCGUGCGCCCUGCAGGGGCUGCUGCCCACGGCCGGCUGGAGCCCGCGCUGCCCGCUCUACCACUGGUCGGUGUCCCUGGCCGGGGCCCUGCUGUGCCUGUCUCUGAUGUUUGUCACCUGCUGGCACUGCGCCCUGCUGGCCCUGGGCAUCGGCGCCACCGCCUACAAAUACCUGGAGUUCCGCAGCGCGCAGAGCGAGUGGGGGGAGGGGCUGCGGGGGCUCUCGCUGAGCGCCGCCCGCCUGGCGCUGCUGCGGCUGGAGGAUGGACGGCCCCCGCCCCCCAGCCUCAGGUGA